Messenger RNA from Tauraco erythrolophus (red-crested turaco), 393 nucleotides. NCBI's taxonomy places the organism in Eukaryota, Metazoa, Chordata, Aves, Musophagiformes, Musophagidae. The record is from RefSeq and is a predicted model, not a curated record.
GAGCUCUUCGCAGAGUUUGGGACCUUGAAGAAGGCAGCUGUGCACUAUGACAGGUCUGGCCGCAGUCUAGGCACAGCGGACGUGCAUUUCGAGAGGAAGGCAGACGCCCUGAAAGCGAUGAAGCAGUACAACGGAGUCCCCUUGGACGGGCGCCCCAUGAACAUCCAGCUGGUCACGUCACAGAUCGACACACAGCGGAGACCAGCGCAGAGUGUAAACAGAGGUGGCAUGACCAGAAACCGUGGUGGUACAGGAGGAUUUGGUGGUGGAGGAGGCAACAGGCGAGGUACUCGUGGCGGGAACAGAGGGAGAGGCAGAGGAGCCGGAAGAACUUCCAAACAGCAGCUCUCCGCAGAAGAACUAGAUGCACAGCUGGAUGCUUACAAUGCCAGG